UAUCAGUUUUAACGAACAAUACAAAACAAUACUAUAUAGAGCUAUAAUCAAUCAGAACAUUAUGUAAGUUAAGAAUAAACUGCCAUCUAUCAAAAGUGAGGAUAUGAUAGUUAAGAGCUAUUAUUUCGUUGAUAGUAUGAUAUAGUUAUCACAAGUUAUACUCAACUGCUUUUUAAUGGAUUGCACUCAAUCUUAGUAUAUAUAUCAUAUGAUUACAUAACGUUCCACAGUCAAGGUUAUUUCGUUAAUGCUCGGCAUGCAGUCGAGCAAUGUAGUGCUAGAUAUUAGGAUUUAACAUUUAAGUUUGUUCUAGUAAAAUUAUUCUGAUAAGAGUCAUAUGUCUCUACGCAAAAAUCAAUUUCAUUCCAUCUAAAUAUCGAAAUAUAGGUGUUUCCAUAAUGUCACCAAAACAAUUGACAUCAUUAUCCAAAGAUACAUUGGAAAGCUUCCUAAAUUCUAUUGACAUUGUUUUAUCGGAUUGUGAUGGUGUUUUAUGGAAAGAAAAUGAUGUGAUAACAGGAUCACCUGAAACUGUGAAUAAACUUAUAGAAUUAAAGAAAAAAUUUUUUUAUAUAACAAAUAAUAACACGAGAACGAGACCUGAAUUUGUAGAAAAAUGCAAAGGAUUUGGUUAUAAAGCAACUAUAGAUGAUAUAGUAUGUACAUCAUUUUUAGCAGCAGUUUAUCUUAAAGAAAAACAGUUUAAGAAAACAGCUUAUAUAAUUGGAAGUACCGCAAUUGGUAAGGAAUUAGAAGAAGUAGGCAUCAAGCAUUGUGGUAUCGGACCUGAUGCUAUGGAAGGAGAUGAAUUGGAUUUAGUAAAAGAGUUUAAACCAGAUCCAGAUAUAGGUGCUGUAAUUAUAGGUUUCGAUAAAUAUUUUAGUUAUCCAAAAUUGUUAAAAGCCACUACUUAUUUAGCAAAUCCUAAUGUUCAUUUUAUUGGAACGAAUUGUGAUACAGACAGACCUUCUCCAAAUACAAAUAAAUACCCAGGUAGUGGUUGCUUUAUAAAAGCUGUUGAAGUAGCUAGCAAUAGAUCUGCCAUAAUGCUUGGGAAACCAGAAACAUUCCUAAGCGAAUAUAUUAAAAAGAAAUAUAACUUAAAUCCUGAAAGAACAUUGAUGAUCGGGGAUAACCUUAAGACCGAUAUUCUUUUGGGAAAACGUUGUGGUUUCAAGACAUUACUUGUAUUAUCAGGUGUGACUACAAAGUCCGAGAUAGAAUCUAUUAUAGCAUCUGAGAAAAUACAAGAUGACCUCGCGAUACCUGAUUUUUAUACCAAUCAGUUAUUAGAUGUGUUCCAUGUUUUGUCAAAUAAUUGAGAAUAACUGUUAGAUUAAAAACAAUUAACAUUUUUAAUAUGAUUUGUCGAUAGAUUCCAUUGGAAAGAAGUUUAUAUAUUACAAACAUGAACAGAGAUCUUUAUUUUGUUGUGAAAUCUCUAAGAAUAAUUCCAUCAUAUUCCGAUUUUUUCUUGUAAUUGAUUUUUCUUUUCGUUAUAUUAGCGGUUAUAUAAUAGCAGUAAAAGAACUUGAUGUCAAUAUUAGUUAAUGAGCUAAAAAAUUUAUCUGUUAACGCACAGACAUAAACAAUAUUUUUAUUGCAAAAUAAGAUCUUAUUUUUGUUCUAAUAUAUAAAAUAUUAAUGAUGUGUAUGUACUAGUAGUCGAGGCAUGUUGAUAAAUUAGGAUGUUUAAAAAAAGUUAUAUAGAAUUUAAAAAUCAAACAUUUAAAUAAAAUAAAUUAAUAUCUUUGUGUAUUAAGUGUCUUAAAACUUCAAUCUAUGUACGAUAACAAUUAAUUUGUUAUACUUUAUUAUCGUUUAUGCAAUAUUUUAUGUAAUGUUCAAUAAUAAAGCACCAUUGUACAUA
Vespa velutina is the source of this 1870-nucleotide messenger RNA. RefSeq names its product glycerol-3-phosphate phosphatase-like. Bases 399 to 1322 code for a protein of 307 amino acids. The transcript has 6 exons. Gene Ontology annotation, molecular function: phosphatase activity. Gene Ontology annotation, cellular component: cytoplasm. The record is from RefSeq and is a predicted model, not a curated record. NCBI's taxonomy places the organism in Eukaryota, Metazoa, Arthropoda, Insecta, Hymenoptera, Vespidae.